GUACCAUUUCUAUAUUCUUCAUUUUUCAAGAUCAAGAAAACAUUUUUUAUCAAACACUUAUGGAACUUUAUUCUUCUAACUCUUCUUCUUCUUCUUCGUCUUCUUCUUCUGCGCCAAUGAACUUAUCUAAAUACCAACAAGAACAAAAGGGUGUUAAAAUAUCUCAAUCCUUCCAUUCCUCACUUCGUUCUACUCGUAAACCGCCAAUGAAACCAUGGAAGAAACCUAUAGCUCCAUUGCCACCAACUCCGCCAAAAGUAUACAAAGUUGAUCCUAUGAACUUCAGGGAUCUUGUGCAGAAGCUAACUGGAGCACCUGAACAGUCUUCGCAGAGGCUACAGCGAGUGGCGCCACCUCCUCUUGAGCUUGAGAAAGAAAAACCAGCUGCUGCAUUGUUUAGCAGAGAAAUUGCAGCAGCGGCAGCAGUUUCUUGUUCUCCAGUUAAAACCCCAUUUUCUGGUUUAUAUCAGGACUUGAUGCGUGAUACGCCGGCUUCUGCAGAUUCUAAAAUGGCGUUGUGUUCGAUUGAAUUCGACUUAUUGUCUCCAUCUACUCAUGCUUGGUGUUCUUAUCCUCUUCUGAGUCCAGGAACACUUUCCAGUUUGGAGCAAAGCACAGUUCUUUAAUCAUUCUAUUUUUGAUUAAUUAGGUCCUUCAUACUGGAUCCGAGUUCAAAAACUCCAUCAGAACUGAACCAAAGCGCAGCUGUAUAAUUUACUUAAUGAAGCAACGUAAUUUUCCUUUUGCAUUUCUUUAGUUGGAUUUGAAAGAAUGUAUAAUAUACACACCAGCAAUGUUGAUAUCAAAAUAUAUUGGUGGUGAUAUGAAUAAAUGUAGAAUUUGAGUUCUGAUGUUUGAA
Molecule: messenger RNA, 859 nt
Organism: Jatropha curcas
Lineage: Eukaryota; Viridiplantae; Streptophyta; Magnoliopsida; Malpighiales; Euphorbiaceae
Product: VQ motif-containing protein
Source: RefSeq, a predicted model, not a curated record